AUGCCGACGGUUGAAGUAGACACCUCGGCCGGCGCCGAGAGGCACAAGAUGGAUUCGACUUCCCUUACGCACACAGUUCUUGAGAAUAUUACCAAUUUAGAUGAGUCUCUGUAUGAUGAGCCUCAACAGCUGCAUUCAGAGUCUUCUGGGUUCCCACGAACGCCAUCACCGCGAAAGCAGGUCGACGCGGAUUUACAUCCCCUGAGAAGCAAUCCGGUUACCUCUUCUCCGGAGGAAGAAAGCGCCCGUGAAUCACUAGACCUUUCGCGACGGGGUAUACAUAUACCAACACGUACCAGCUCGACUAGGAAAGCAUUCUCCUCCAAACGGCGAUUUCUGCGAUCGACCAGCACUCCAGUACAAUCAAUUAGAUCACAUUCCAUCAAAACAACGCCACGGUCCUUUUCUGGAGCUAAUAGCUCCACCGAUUCCUUUGUCUCGUACGAAACAGUGACCCCGACCUUCUCUAGAACAACGCAAAGAUUAUCGCCCCAGCCAAACCUGGUCUCCUCUCCUGUCACAGACCGGCUCGAUCCCUUACUGGAAGAUGAUCCCAGCUCAUUCGAUCUCGUACCACCUGAGAACCGUCGAUCGCACAGACGCGAGACCGCCCUCGAUGCCCUUGCAGAGCGACUGUUCUCAAAACUGCACCUUGAAGCUAUUUUCCGUGAUACCUCGUCCCUCGCUCCAUUUACGUCCUUCAUCACGAACUCCCGCCCAAACUCCAUCCCGAUCCUACUGUACUACCUCGACGCUCUCAAGGCUCUCCGAGCUAUCAACUACGCUAAUGCCAUAGCCGAAACCUUAGAACCGUUAGAUGACUACGAGUUCACGCAGCAUCCGCCUCGACCGACGGUCAAUGCCGUCCUGGAAGAUAAGGCCCGGCAAGCGUUUGACGUACUCGUCCGAGAUGAGUUACCAGCUUAUAUCGCGCAUGUCUUCAGCCAGGUUGUCAGUGAUAGUAUCCAGAAGCGCGUUGCUGGGCAAUCGCCUGCGGUGCUGCAAGAAUGCGGCGAGGGGUUGGCCGAGGUGUUUUGUAUCAGCGACCCAUCAAGGGAAGAUAAUCCGAUUAUUUUCGCUUCCCAAGAAUUCCAUCGAACGACGCAGUAUGGUGCGUCUUUUGCUCUAGGCCGCAACUGCAGGUUUCUUCAAGGUCCGAAGACAAGUCUUCACAGUGCAGCGCGAUUGCGGCGGGCUGUUAGCGAGGGUAAAGAUAUCACUGAGCUGCUUCUGAAUUACCGUCGAGAUGGAACCCCUUUCAUGAAUCUCCUCACCAUAUCUCCUCUCCUCGACUCGCACGGACAACUCCGGUACUGGCUAGGUGCGCAGGUCGAUGUCAGCGGGCUUGUUAAGAAUGCCACAGGCUUGGAUACUUUUGAAGAACUUCUGAAGAGGGGACACGGAGAGAGGGCAGUGACGUAUGAUGAAACAAAGGACGAAUUUCGCGAACUGAGCGAGAUGUUUAACGAAGCGGAAGUGGAGACACUAAGAAAAUUCGGAAGCAGUAAGCAUCGGGAGGUCCUCAAACAUGGCGGCGAAGAAGCGACUACAUCAAUAUUAAAGCAUAGCGCAAUGCUUUGUGAUAUACGUCGUCGGGACGGGAGGAGCCCGGUGGCACCGGGGCCUCCAUCAGAAGGCGGACCCUACAAACAUUACCUCAUCAUUCGCCCUACUUCCACACACCGUAUCCUCUUCGCCUCCCCUUCCCUCCGACCUCCGACCCCGACUUCCAACUCCCUCCCCCAAACUCCGUUCCUCGACCAUGUUGGGGGCUCCACCCGCGUGCGCAAUGCCCUGGCCGAAGCCCUGAUGGACGGCACCCGGGGUGUCACCGCCAAGAUCCGCUGGCUCGCGUGGGCGGGGGACGAAGAGGGGAGGAGUAUGUGGAUCCAUUGUACGCCGCUGUUUGGAGAGAAUGGAGCCGUGGGAUGUUGGAUUGUUGUGCUGGUUGACGGGGAUGGGGAUGACUGGGAGGGCAAGAGGAGGAGUGGCUUGACGGGGUUAAGGGAGGCACGGGUCGUGGAUGGGCUGGGGAGUUUGCGGGCGGACCACGUGAGGGGGAAGGGGAAGGCGAGGGGUUCGGAGAGGGAUGAGAUGGCUGGUCUUCCGGUUGAUGGGAAUGGUGUAAGUGAUGCUGGUGCUGGCGGGGAAGAUGCUAGGGGCAGGAAGGGGAAGAGGUAUUCGCUGCCGUUGGAGAGUAUGUCCUGGAGGGAGGACGGUGGAGGUGAGAGGUAUCGGAGUAGGCCGAGGAGCCUGGUUGUGGGAGAAAAAGUCGAGAGGCUGGCGACGCCGUCUUCGUCGAGGAUGAGUGCGAAGGGGACAAGUGUACGGUCUUUUGGGCUGGGUUGA
Molecule: messenger RNA, 2349 nt
Organism: Westerdykella ornata
Lineage: Eukaryota; Fungi; Ascomycota; Dothideomycetes; Pleosporales; Sporormiaceae
Exons: 5
Coding region: 1-2349 (782 amino acids)
Cellular component (GO): nucleus
Source: RefSeq, a predicted model, not a curated record